AAAGUGCCGACCCAUUGGCCCCUUCUUUUGAAAAGUGUUCCUUCACAAGCAUUUGCACAUUCUCUCUCACUCUUCUCCUCUGUGUCACUGUGUGCAAGUGAGGGGGCCUCUGCUAUGGCCAUGGCCAUUUACACUCAUCUUCUCCUUCUCCACUUUAUCAUGCACUCCCUUUAACCUUCAUUAUAAGCCAAGCCCACUAGUCCACUACUUUUUCCUGAUUUAUCAUGUUCUUGCUUUCUUCUUCUUCUUCCAUGGCUGCUUUUCUACUUCUAUUCCUUGUUUUUCUCUCCACAUUAUGCUCUGCUCAGCGAAACCCACAAACCCUUUUGGAAGUUCAAGCGCUUACUUCUUUUAAACUCAGUAUUCAUGAUCCACUUGGGGCACUCACUGACUGGGAUUCUUCUUCCCCUUUUGCUCCCUGUGAUUGGCGCGGUGUUUUCUGCGUCAAUGGUAGGGUUGGUGAAGUUCGCCUCCCUCAUUUGCAACUCAGUGGGCCACUCACUACCCAAAUUGGUAACCUGCGCAUGUUGCGCAAGUUAAGCCUCCGUUCAAACUCCUUUAAUGGCUCUGUUCCAGCUUCGUUAUCCAAAUGUACCCUUUUGCAUUCUGUUUUUCUACAGGGAAACACAUUUUCCGGUAAACUUCCGUCGGAAAUAUUCAACCUUACUGAUUUACAAAUCUUUAAUGUUGCUGGAAAUCAACUGGCUGGUGAAAUCCCCGGAGAGCUUCCUCGGAGUCUACGAUACUUUGAUCUUUCGUCUAACUUGUUUUCAGGAGACAUUCCGAGGAAUUUGUCUGACCUGUCUCAGUUACUUCUGAUUAAUCUUUCUUACAAUCGCUUUUCCGGCGAAAUUCCGGCGAGUCUCGGCCGGCUUCAGCAGCUUCAGUACCUUUGGCUUGCGUACAACAACUUGGUAGGAACUUUGCCCUCUGCAAUUGCUAAUUGUUCAUCGUUGGUUCACUUAAGUGCUGAAGGAAAUGCUAUAGGGGGUCUUAUUCCGGCGGCAAUCGCUACUUUACCGAAGCUUCAGGUGAUAUCUUUAUCACACAAUAAUCUCUCUGGCUCCUUGCCAGCUUCAUUGUUCUGCAAUGUUUCCAUUUAUCCUCCCUCCCUUAGGAUUGUUCAGUUGGGUUUCAAUGCGUUCACGAAUAUUGUCAAGCAAGAGUCGUCUAAAUGUUUUAGUUCUUUGCAAAUUUUGGAUCUCCAACACAACCAAAUACAUGGUGAAUUUCCUUUGAUUUUGACAAACAAUUCUGCAUUGACAUCCCUGGAUGUGUCAUGGAAUUUGUUCUCUGGAAAAAUCCCAAGUGCCAUUGGGAACUUGUGGAGAUUGGAGGAACUGAGAAUGGCAAAUAAUUCAUUUGAAGGUGCUCUUCCGUUUGAUAUUACGAACUGCAGUGACUUGAAAGUUCUUGAUCUUGAAGGGAAUCGAAUGACGGGGGAAAUUCCAAAGUUUUUAGGUGAUCUUAGAAGCUUGAAGACAUUAUCACUGGGAAGAAAUCAGUUUUCAGGUUCCAUUCCUUCUAGUUUUAGAAAUUUAAGUAAUCUUGAAAAUCUGAACUUGGGAGGAAAUGGUCUUAACGGAAGCUUGUCUGAGGAAGUAAUGAGUUUGAGCAAUUUAAGCAUAUUGAAUCUCAGUGGAAACAAGUUUUCUGGAAGUAUGCCAGUUGGUAUUGGGAAUCUUCAGCAGCUCUCUGUUCUGAAUCUGAGUAAAAAUGGCUUUUCGGGCACUAUUCCUUCUAGCAUUGGGACUUUGUAUAAGCUAACGGUUGUUGAUCUAAGUGGGCAGAAUUUCUCAGGGGAAAUACCGUUUGAUCUUGCUGGUUUGCCUAAUCUACAGGUUAUAGCUUUGCAAGAAAACAAGUUGUCUGGUAAUGUUCCUGAAGGUUUCAGUAGCUUAUUGGGUAUGCAAUAUUUGAAUCUUUCUUCCAAUUCCUUUUCUGGCCAUAUACCAUCUACAUUUGGGUUCUUGACCUCAUUAGUUGUACUUUCUUUGUAUAACAAUCACUUAAAUGGUUCAAUUCCUCCCGACUUGGGCAACUGCUCUGCUCUGGAGGAUUUAAAUCUGCACUCAAAUUCAUUGAGUGGCCAAAUACCUCCUGAUCUCGGACGUCUCUCCCACUUGAGUGUGCUGGAUUUAGGUAGAAACAACUUAACGGGUGAAGUCCCGAUAGAUGUUUCCAAUUGUUCAUCCCUGACAUCCCUCUUGCUAGACUUGAACCAUCUUUCAGGUAACAUACCAGAGUCACUAGCCAGGUUAUCAAACCUAACUGUCCUUGACCUCUCUACUAACAACUUCACUGGAGAAAUCCCAGCUAAUCUUACCACGCUCUCUAGCCUGGUGAGUUUCAAUGUGUCAAACAAUAAUUUGUUCGGCCAGAUUCCAAUGAUGUUGGGCUCACGUUUUAACAACUCAUUGGAUUAUGCUGGCAACCAAGGUUUGUGUGGAGAGCCAUUGGAAAGAAGAUGUGAGAAAUCUGGUAAUGGUGGGAAUAAAUUGAUUAUGUUCAUUGCUGUGGCUGCCAGUGGAGCUCUUCUCCUUUUAUCAUGCUGCUGCUUAUAUACUUACAACUUCUUGAGGUGGCGCAGGAAGCUCAAAGAGAAAGCAGCUGGAGAAAAGAAGCAUAGUCCUGCAAGGGCUAGUUCAAGGACCAGUGGUGGUCGUGGCAGUGGCGAGAAUGGUGGACCUAAACUUGUUAUGUUCAAUAACAAAAUCACACUCGCUGAAACAAUUGAAGCAACUCGAGAAUUUGACGAGGAACAUGUGCUAAGCAGAACACAUUAUGGAGUGGUCUACAAAGCCUGUUACAAUGAUGGAAUGGUGCUCUCAAUUCGUAGACUUUCAGAUGGAUCACUAGGUGAGAACAUGUUCAGAAAAGAGGCAGAAUCACUUGGCAGGGUGAAGCAUAGGAACCUAACAGUUCUGCGUGGGUACUAUGCUGGCCCGCCUAAUCUCAGACUACUUGUCUGUGAUUACAUGCCUAACGGAAACCUUGCAACACUGCUCCAAGAAGCGUCCCACCAGGAUGGUCAUGUCCUCAACUGGCCAAUGCGCCACCUUAUUGCACUUGGCAUUGCUCGGGGCCUGGCUUUCCUUCACUCAUCCUCAAUGGUUCACGGAGAUGUUAAGCCGCAGAAUGUCCUAUUCGAUGCAGACUUUGAAGCCCAUCUUUCAGAAUUUGGCCUAGGCAAGCUUGUAGUAGCCACACCUACCGAGCCCUCCACAUCAACUUCAGUUGGUACGCUAGGCUAUAUAUCUCCAGAAGCAGCAUUGACCGGAGAAACCACAAGAGAAUCAGAUGCUUAUAGCUUUGGCAUUGUGUUGCUGGAAUUACUAACAGGAAAAAGGCCAUUAAUGUUCACACAAGAUGAGGACAUAGUGAAAUGGGUGAAGAGGCAAUUGCAGAGAGGGCAAAUUUCAGAACUAUUAGAGCCAGGAUUGCUUGAACUAGACCCUGAAUCAUCAGAAUGGGAAGAGUUCUUACUAGGAAUUAAAGUAGGAUUGCUAUGCACAGCACCUGACCCACUUGAUCGACCCACGAUGGCCGACAUUGUGUUCAUGCUCGAAGGUUGUCGUGUUGGCCCUGAGAUCGCAUCUUCAGCCGAUCCCACAUGCCAACCUUCACCAGCCUGAGGUUCAUUCUAAUUCUUUUCCUUUUUUAUUAUUAGCUCUUUAUAAGUUGUGAGAGUAAAUUUGCAAUGCAACAGUAGCUAGCAACUUAGCCUUCAAUUUUCAUGCUGUUUUUUCUAGUUCUUUAUGGUAAAAAAGAAACAAUAUUUCUCUU
This is a messenger RNA of Solanum dulcamara, 3786 nucleotides long. RefSeq names its product probable LRR receptor-like serine/threonine-protein kinase At4g36180. Gene Ontology annotation, molecular function: protein binding; ATP binding; protein kinase activity. The record is from RefSeq and is a predicted model, not a curated record. Gene Ontology annotation, cellular component: plasma membrane. The transcript has a single exon. NCBI's taxonomy places the organism in Eukaryota, Viridiplantae, Streptophyta, Magnoliopsida, Solanales, Solanaceae. Gene Ontology annotation, biological process: protein phosphorylation. Bases 225 to 3635 code for a protein of 1136 amino acids.